AUGGAGAGGACAGUGGCGCCUAAGGACCUUUACACCAUGCAGCUCUAUGAAUGGUUGGAGCGCGGGAUGAAGGUAAGGACUGCAAAGCCGGGCGAGCAAAGACCCUCGCCGGCACAGGAGGCGCGGCAGCUGAUAGAGGCGUUUCAGCAGCUGCUCGACCAGCUCCUCUCCGCGCAGGAGGCCAUCGAGGUGGAUCAGGAGCGGAUGGCGUGGGGCCUCUUGCAGGCGAAGCAGGCGAAACCGCCGGAUUCAGAGCUGGACACGCAGGUCUUCAUCUUUCUUGAUGGCUUAGAGCUCCGAAUCAGGGACUACGAAGAGGGCUGCUACAAGCUGUCCCUGGUGGAGCGGCGUUUGGCGCAGUGCCUGGAACUGAUGGAGGCGAACCUCGAGCUCAAGGCGGUGCAGCAGGCGGGCCUCGUGGACGAGGUGCUGGCGGCUCGACUCUUGGAGCAGCGCCGGGUCAUCCAGCUGCAGCAGGAGGAGCUGGACCAGCUGCAGUUCGAGCGCCAGGUGCUCUCCGAGGAAGCGGCCCGGCUUCGGGAGGAGUUGGAGGUUUGGGAGCCGGGCGAGAUGCCCCAAGAAGAGGAGUUCGGCGUGGGCUUUGCCCAGGCUUCUUCCGCCGAGGCCGGCAGGCCUGCCUCGCCUCUCUCGCCCGGCGUGCCCCGCACGCCCCGCACGCCCAUUGGCACACCGGGCCGUGAG
Effrenium voratum is the source of this 702-nucleotide messenger RNA. The record is from the annotation of a GenBank genome assembly. Lineage: Eukaryota; Dinophyceae; Suessiales; Symbiodiniaceae.